Messenger RNA from Oncorhynchus keta (chum salmon), 3902 nucleotides. RefSeq names its product zinc finger protein ZFMSA12A-like. The transcript is spliced from 9 exons. The coding region runs from base 177 to 2390 and encodes 737 amino acids. Gene Ontology annotation, molecular function: telomeric repeat DNA binding; DNA-binding transcription repressor activity, RNA polymerase II-specific. Gene Ontology annotation, biological process: telomere capping; negative regulation of transcription by RNA polymerase II; regulation of telomere maintenance via telomere lengthening. Gene Ontology annotation, cellular component: shelterin complex. Lineage: Eukaryota; Metazoa; Chordata; Actinopteri; Salmoniformes; Salmonidae. The record is from RefSeq and is a predicted model, not a curated record.
AAGCAGCAGGACCGUUUACGGAAGUACGCGUUCUUCGCCGACGAUGAAGAAGAAGCCGAAAAGGUGUUUUCUUUGCCUGCUAGGAUAGCUAACUGGCUAGUAUAUUUCUUGGAUAAGUCAUUCCUUCCCUUUCUCUUCAUAAAAAUCCGAAGCAAUAAGUUAUUUGGAGGUGAAAUAUGGAACCCCCAUUUCCUCUGCUCUCCCUGGGUGUCCUGGUCCCUCCUCUCCGGAUGAUGUCAGCACUCAUGUGGCAGGUGGUGCGCCUGGGCAACAUAAGUCAGUAUGGGAAAUUGGAGGAGUUUGUUUCCAUGGUCACAGAGGCGGUUCCAGAUCUCCUGUCCAACAGACAGAGGUGGCUGCUGACCCUGGCACUCAGAGGACGGGUGAGUCUACAGCUAUUAGGGUCUGGACAUCCUGAUGACCUCAAGGCUGUUCAAACCCACCUGGAUAGAAUCACAGCAUCUGGUCUCAAACAGUCAAACGAUGCCGCGAUUGAAUUUGCUGAAUCCAACUUCCUGAAGCUGAUCCAGAGCCUAGUGGAAGACCCAGAUAGGAGGGAACACUUCUUCAAGGUUGUGUUCCCCGUGGAGUAUGGACCGAGCUUUGACUCGGCGCUGCAGACUCUGGUGUGUCAUUUGCUGUCCAGACUGGAGGAGCUGCUGCCUGUCCCUGACUUCAAACAGACUGCUCUGUUGAUCAGUGGUGCCCCAUCUGUCCUGGAGGACUUCAUGUGCAGUGCCUCCCAUGCAGAGGAUCUGAAGUCCCUGCUACAGAACCCACAGUGCCACGGGAAACUCAAGCUGCCCAAGAGCGCUCCUUCGCAGAUAGAGGACCAUCUCCUCUGCUCCUUAUCCCUUCCUCCCUCACUGAGACUGGGUAAUGCCUCGCACCACAGCGCCAGCGAAUCCAAAGCCUUCCCUGACUGUGAGAACCCGCCCCUGCAGGUCAGAGAUAACCAGGGGACUAUGACUGACAAUUUGAGUGGCCAAUGGGCUGAGUCCAAAACAAGUAUAGAUCAAAACGUGAUUGGAACAGAUUCAGUAGAAAACCAAGGAGGUUCUCAGCGAACGGAGAACCAGAAAGACGUGAAGGAGAAAGAUGUGGAAAGACAAAGUGCAGGAAGGAAAGCAGUAGACACGGAGCACCAAUACUGUCUGAGCACCAAUACUGCUCCUCAAACUGCUGACCAAGACACGGCACCAUCAGCCAGCCAACAAGCUGCCUCAGCCUCCACCUCGGCCUCUGCCCAGGACACCACCUCAACAUCCACCUCGAGCACCCUGCCGUCCUCGUCCGGUGUGUCACCCGAGCAGCCGCGGCAGCGCGUGGCCCACAGGUGUCCCCAGUGCGGCCGUUGUUUCAUCUACCGCUAUAAGAUGCUGGAGCACCAGAGACUCCACACGGGGGAGAACCCUUACAAGUGUUCCCAGUGUGGUAAGACCUUCAGAAGGUCCUCGGAGAUGUCCACCCACCGCCGAACGCAGUGCUCCAACGCUGCCUAUGUCUGUAUUAAAUGCGGAAGCAGUUUUGGGUCGGUCAGAGAGCGGGUCAGCCACCGGUGUUGUCGUAGCAAAGCGGCGGCGGCGCCGAAGUUUGAAUGUCCACAGUGUGGGAAGAACUUCAAGUGGUACAACUCGUUACAGAAACACCUGGUAACCCACACCAGGAAGAAGGGCUUCAAUUGCAGGUACUGUGGUGAGGGGCCGUUCCCAGGUAUCGCUGAGCUGAGGACCCACCAGAAGGUCCAUGAUGGAGAAGAGAAGCCCUACAAGUGUGAACAGUGUGGAAAGGGCUUCAGCUCCCAGGGCUGGCUCCAUGGCCACGAGCAGCGCCACUCCCAAGAGAGGUCCAAGAUCUGCCCCAGCUGUGGAAAGGCCUUCCGGUGUAAAGGAGACCUGAAGCUCCACAUGCGGACUCACACCGGCGAGAGGCCGUACCAGUGUACCUACUGCACCAAGCGGUUCUCUGUCAACGGAAACCUGACGAUACACAUCAGGACGCACACAGGGGAGAAACCUUUCCUCUGCUCUGACUGCGGCAAGGCCUUCUGCUCCGCAGGAGAGCUGCAGAUCCACAGGAGAACACACACUGGGGAGAGACCGUACAAAUGCACCGUCUGCGAGAAAGGCUUCACCAUGGCCAGUCAGGUGACUCUUCACAUGCGGGUACACACCGGGGAACGACCCUACGUGUGUCAUGAGUGUGGAAAGGCAUUUCGUCGCGGUGCGGAGCUGAAGACACACAUCCUGAAUCACAGUGGGGUGAGACCGUACCCCUGUCGUCUCUGUUCCAAGACCUACACCUGCCUUAGUCACCUGAAGAGACAUUUGAAGACUCACGGGGACCAGUCGGUGGAUAUGAGCAGUGAGUUGUCUGUAUCUGCUGUAUAAUAAACCACUUGAAAAGAAAACACCUUUUAACACAGUUUUGUCAAUAUAAAAAGGUGCAUAUUUCAUUUUCUGACGGCCACUUAUAUUAAGAGGUAGUUGACUGAACUCCGUAAGGAUCAUCGCCAUGUUUGCUUAUUGCUACUAUCAGGACUAAGACUGUUGCUUCUAGAACAAGAUGACUGUUGCUUCUAGAACAAGACGAGUGUUGCUUCUAGAACAAGACGAGUGUUGCUUCUAGAACAAGACGAGACAUUUUUCUUUGUUGCAGUUCUAGGCGUUUUUAUAAUCAUUUUGAUCAUGUCUUAGAUUGAGGCUUUUGGAUGGUUGCAGUAGCUAGUGUUUCUGUUCAUCUCACAUGCCAAGUUAAGCCAUUUCUGUUCAUCUCACAUGUGUUGGUUCUGUUUACUUAACAAAUAAGGAACACUCAAAAUGUGUGCACUUAUAAAUCGUAAACAAUUUUAAUCAAAAAUACAUCUGUAGACAGAAGUCAAAGAUCAAACAUCACACAUACAACUGAUGUCUCUCAUGAGUUCUGUCCCAUAGGAAAAGUCCAAGUUGCUUUUGUCAUGCUUGUAGUCAACCCCUUGUGAUGUCACUGCAUACGUCAUUACCUGCUACUCAUCAGACCAAGCCCAUGCAUGCACAGCAAAACAAACUUGCACGAGAGAUACAAUAGUUCCAGUGUUUUCUCAGGCCUCAGCAGUUAAAUGUCCCCAAGUUGAUUUAUAGAGGUCUGUCUGACUCUUAUCUCUUCUACUUCCCUGAAAAGACUUUGGAACAAUUUUAAAAUGUUAUAACGAAUAUAUAAAUAUUGUUCAUCUGUAGUCUAGGAUCCUAUAAAUGUAGAGGAGGUGGGGUCCAAUAGCCCCUCCCCUUCUAUUAAUGCAACAUCAGCAUAAUUAAUUAUUAUAAUACAUCAAUCAUUUGGUGCAGCCCCUAUCAUGACCCCAAUUUGACCCCAUCACAUGCCAAAUUAAUUCAUUUACCUUUAUUUAACCAGGCAAGUCAGUUAAGAACAAAUUCUUAUUUUCAAUGACGGCCUAGGAACAGUGGGUCAACUGCCUGUUCAGGGGCAGAACGACAGAUUUGUACCUUGUCAGCUCGGGGGUUUGAACUCGCAACCUUCCGGUUACUAGUCCAACGCUCUAACCACUAGGCUACGCUGCCGCCUCUACACUCUAACCACUAGGCUACGCUGCCGCCCCUCCCCUCUAACCACUAGGCUACGCUGCCGCCUCUACACUCUAACCACUAGGCUACGCUGCCGCCCCUCCCCUCUAACCACUAGGCUACGCUGCCGCCUCUACACUCUAACCACUAGGCCACCCUGCCACCUCUACACUCUAACCACUAGGCUACGCUGCCGCCUCUACACUCUAACCACUAGGCUACGCUGCCGCCUCUACACUCUAACCACUAGGCUACGCUGCCGCCUCUACACUCUAACCACUAGGCUACGCUGCCGCCUCUACACUCUAACCACUAGGCUACGCUGCCGCCUCUACACUCUAA